AUGCUAACAUUCAAUGAAUAUUUCCAUCAAAAAACAAUUUACCCUCAAAUAGAAAACGCAGCCCAUAAGAAAUCACAUGGAUAUGAAAGAAUUGGUUAUAUGGCAUUAUGUAGUGAUGUGGGAGUUACAACCAUGGUACCAUUAAAACCUACUAAUCAAGCAUCAGGUAAUACUUUAUGA
Messenger RNA from Cetraspora pellucida, 180 nucleotides. Lineage: Eukaryota; Fungi; Glomeromycota; Glomeromycetes; Diversisporales; Gigasporaceae. The record is from the annotation of a GenBank genome assembly.